CUAUUUAUAUCCAUUUUUCUGUAUCUAUAGCUCUCUUGUCUUUUCCGUUUGGAUUUGCUGUUGACACACCAUCAACUAGCAAUAAAGCCUUAACAGCAAGGAAAAGAAAGAAAGAGGUAAGAAAAGCAAUUGCAAGUUUGUUUGUUUUUCAACUGGAUAGGUAGCAUCCGUUGUUUUCUGUCCGCUGUGAUUCGUUUUCGUUUAGAAUUUCUCUUGGAAGCUAUUUUUAAAAGCAGGAACGGAAUGAUAUCUAUUUGUAUUUAUUUUAUUUUCUUAGCUGGAUAAACGCAAAAUUUAAAACAGUUCCUCCUCACUUGAAUACUAACGAAUUCAUUGUCUGUUUGUUUGUUUUCACUUUUAACAUCUCCCGGUUGGGUAACUUCCCUUUUUUGUUUUUUGUGUAUUUUUUAUGAAUAAUGGAUACGAAUGAUUAUGUCCUAUCACUUAUUGAUGAACUAGAACAUCGACAGGAAAUUCUCUCUCGUCUUCAAACUCAAUUUCAACAGGCAUUUCUUCAACUUGCCAAGAAAAAGGCUCAAUAUCCAUUGUAUGCCGCUCAACUCCCAGCUGCCUUGUUAUCCAAACAGCCCCGAUGCUCUAUCGACUUGAGCGCUAUAGAACCUUCUUCUUCAACAAAAGAUGCCAAUGCUUCAUUUGCUUUUCAGGUUCGUUUACAAAAUCAUUCGCCUAAGCCAAAGUUUUUUACCCAAUUGAUAAGCUUUGAUAUUGUCGGUCAUGAUUUUUUAUCUUGCUUAAGAGAAGUGUCGCUGCUGUGUCAGUCAAAUCAAACAAUUCAAUCUUUAUUGGAAUCCAUCCACAACAAUUCUACGAAGUAAGUUGCUUCUCCUCCCAGUUCUAAGAAAACAAACUAGUAAACAUAGUCCGAUCAAUGAGGUCAAGAGGAUGAGGCUUCUUUCUUUUCUUUAUUUACACUUAUAUAUGAUUGUUUCAUAAACUUGUUUGUAUAAAUUUCUCUUUUCGUUCGAAAUCUUCUUGCUCGGGUCGAGCUUUUUCAUUCUCGAUACAAAGAUCCCGCAACUAGCGUCGUGCUUUGCAGCCAUCGCUUCUCAAAUAACAAAUAAAAAAGAACAUGUUUCAUAAAUUGCUUGCAGGUCAGGUCUUACUAUUCCUAUAUACUUAGUGAAUUGUCGCAGCAAUCCAGAAUUGGUUUCAUGCAUGAAUACGUGAAAGCACCAGUCCAUUCAUCUACUGUAUUCUUAACCUUCGUUUAGUUUAUUUUUACUUUUGAAAUCGAGUUUCUAGUGUUAAAUGAAUUGUUUCUGUGGUUUUGAAACUAAAUAUUCUCAGAAAAACUUGGGUUAUUUA
This is a messenger RNA of Schizosaccharomyces octosporus yFS286, 1326 nucleotides long. RefSeq lists its product as uncharacterized. The record is from RefSeq and is a predicted model, not a curated record. Bases 417 to 836 code for a protein of 139 amino acids. NCBI's taxonomy places the organism in Eukaryota, Fungi, Ascomycota, Schizosaccharomycetes, Schizosaccharomycetales, Schizosaccharomycetaceae. The transcript has 2 exons.